This is a messenger RNA of Pangasianodon hypophthalmus (striped catfish), 2154 nucleotides long. RefSeq names its product elongin A, like (gene eloal). Lineage: Eukaryota; Metazoa; Chordata; Actinopteri; Siluriformes; Pangasiidae. The record is from RefSeq and is a predicted model, not a curated record. Gene Ontology annotation, cellular component: nucleus; elongin complex. Gene Ontology annotation, biological process: transcription elongation by RNA polymerase II. The transcript has 11 exons. Gene Ontology annotation, molecular function: protein binding. The coding region runs from base 138 to 1904 and encodes 588 amino acids.
AUUUGAUAUGUUUUUUUUUGUUUGUUUUUUGAAGAAAGUGCUAGUUUGAUACGUUAGGACAAACCCGGCGUCCGCCUGUAUAAAAAUGCCGGCUGUAGUGGGCUGCUUUUCCGCUUGCUGUGCUUCUGCCGGCCGUCAUGGCGUCGGCAGACAUUAAAAAAGUGCUGGAGCUGAAACUUCAGCUGAAAGAGAGCACCGAAGGACACACGCUUGUGAAGACCUUGAAGAAGCUUCAAGAACUGGACAUAACCCUAGAAAUUCUUGCUGAGACUGGAAUUGGUAAAGUGGUAAACUCCUUUCGUAAACAUGAUGAUGCGGGGGAAGUGGCCAAAACAUUAGUGCAUCGAUGGAAAAAACUGGUUCCGAAUCCAAGUAUUACCCGGCAUCAUCCUCUGUCGCCAAAGGAACCAUCUAAGACUGAAAUUCAACAAACAGACCAAGAAGAAAAGAGUCAGGCUUCACAGAAUACAGUCUGUCCUGAAAGGAAGCCUAAGAAUGAAAACUCAGGCUCAGAACACAAACUUUCAAAGAAUGUUGAUGGUAAAAGUAAAGUGAAACCAAUUGCAGGCAAACUGAAAGAUUGCAUAAAUAAUGACAAGAAAGCAGACACAAAGAAAGACUCUGAUGUGGGCCUCAUAUCACAGAUUUCAAUCACAGGUGGAAAAUUAAUCCAGCCAAAGGAGAAAUCAAACAGCAACUCGCAUACAGAGCGAAAAGAUGAAGGCAAGCAUAAAGUUUCUGAUGUAACAAAUAAGCAUAGGCCUAAAAUGUCCAUGAAAGGCAAACAUAGCUCUUUGAAGGAAAGUGAAUUGAGUGAAGAAAAAAGGGACAAAAAAGAUGAGAAAAGGAAAGAAAAAGCAGCUGGGAUGGAGAAGGAACUUGAGAGCGAUGACUCUGAAAUGCCCUCCAUGUCUUUUGAGGAAUACUUGAGUUAUGAUCUUGAGGCUCCAAAACGGAAGAAGAGAUCGUGUGAAAGUAAGAACCCGAAGCGCAUUAAGGUUGAGCAAAAACAGGAUGACAAAAUGCACAACUCCAGCACAAAGUCAGGAAAAUCCAUAACAGAAGCCCCAACUGCAGUGCGAUGUGUGAUGGACUUGCUCAAUGUGCCAUUACCCACAAUUUCUCCUGAGUGUGAUGAUCCUUCUCAAUAUCAGUACUUUACAGAAAAGAAAGUUGAAGAAAAGGCUGCCGAGGUUUGUGAAGAAGCCCCAGUGUUUACUGGUCAGAGGCUGAAUAAGAAGAUGCAGGUGUACUCUGGGGCUAAGGUUGUGUAUCUUCCAACCAUGAUGACCUUGUACCAGCAGUGCAUCCGAACACUGCAGAACAACAUUGAUUCACUUUAUGAAAUUGGAGGUGUGCCAUUUGAAAUUUUGGAGCCGGUGCUGGAGCGGUGUACGCCGGAGCAGCUGCUGCGGAUUGAAGAAUGCAAUCCUAUGUACAUAGGUGUGACGGAUCACCUGUGGGAGAGGCACUGCAUUAGGGACUUCAGGAAUGCCCAGCUAGAGGAGUACGAGUCCUGGAGGGAGAUGUAUCUCCGGCUAUUUGAAGAACGAGAACGCAAAUUCCAAGCGCUCACCAAGAGCAUUGUCUCUGCUCAUUCUGGCAAGCCCAAAGGAAGACAGGUGAAGAUGGCGUUUAUUCAUUCAGCUGCCAAGCCGCCUAGAAACGUACGCAUCCAGCAGGAACUCCACGGCACAGCAGGCCCUGGGCUCCCUCAUGCCGUAGACAAGCUCAGUGGAAGAAUUACCGAAAGUAGAGGUAGACCAGGCUUCACUGAGCCUCCUAAGCCUCUUAACACUGGAUCAGGAGCCAGCCAGCCCCAAGACCCACGAAGGAUUAGACGAGUGGCACCAAUGAUGGCCAAGUCUCUGAAAGCCUUUAAGAAGCAGUUUGGACGCAGAUGAAGGAAGAAGGAUUGCGUAUAAAUACUUAUAAACCCAUCUGAACUAUUGUAAGGUACUUUAAUUUUGUCUUGAUUUAAGAGAUUAUGUGCUGCUCUUUUUUUUUUCUUUUUUUUUUUUUUUAAAAAAUACUUCUGAGUAUAUUUUUCUAUAUGAAAGGACAAUUAUGCACUUUCAAUCUGCAUUAAAACACACUACUGAUUGUGCUGAAAUGAAAUGCACUGGCUAAAUAAAUGAAAUCAAAUUAAAUAUU